GCGCUAUAUAGAAUUUUGAUCUGACCGUCACCGUUGACAACAACAACGCCGAGAAAGAAAAAAUAUUGGGAAACUUCACAGCUAGCUGUAAAUAAAGAAGAAAAACUUUGGAUUUUGUGCUAUUAAAAUGCCUGAAAACACUGUUGUGACGGUUAGGUAUGGGCCAUAUCACGCUUGUGGAGUAACAGCUCACAGAGCACAAAGACUGAGUGGUUUACGAGCCCUUCUUGAGGAGAACGGUCACACUGUGGAGUUGGAAGAGAUCAAAGACUGGAAUGUUAUUGAGUUAAUCGUGAAUGGAGAACAGGUUUACAAUUGUGAUAUCCUGGAACUUGAUUAUGGAGGAGACGGAAAGCUAGAUGAUCACUGCCACAAAGCCCUGGAAGCAGUUCAGAAAGCCUACUAAAUACCAGAGGAAAAUAUUUAUUUAGUAAAUGGACCUCAUUUUGUGAUGGAAAUCAUGUGCUCUUCUCCGGGAAAUGUGAGCUUUACUCAUACUCCCCCACUCUACUCAGUUUGGAAAUCAUUGAGGACGUGAUGAAACAUUAUUACAUCAUGCAAGUCAACAAGGACAUCCCAAGAGCAUUUUGUGUAAUAUUAUACCUGUAAUUUAAGAUUAAAAGUUGUAUUAUGUAAAUAAAUUUUGUGUACAUCAUUUUUGUAAAAUUGUCUAUUUUCUAUAAAGUUGAGUAUUGAAAAUGUUUUAAAAAAAGAUGGGGAGUGGUUCUAAAAGAAUUUCACCUACCCGGUACAUGUACAUGGCGCAUCAGGUUCCACUCUGCUUUUCUUUAAAAUUAGUUCUUUUAAACUUAUCUUUAAAAUGGCCUUAAAUUGCUAUCAGACAAUUCUUUUUUCCCCUGUCUUAACAUCCUGCUAAUGCUUGGCAUAGGUUAUAUAGAUGACAUAGUGAGAGAGAACUCUUUUUGUAUCCAUGAAUUGACCUUUGACCGGGCAUAUGUUGAGCCGUGCAUGGCACAGUUGUCUCUCUACUAGCUAUGGCCCUAUGCAUCUAUUUUUAAUUUAACUUUACAGUAUUUAAACUGUCAUUGCAAUUCUAAAAAUAUGCAAAUUUAUUUUCCUUCCUGCAGUAGAAUCUGGUCAGAUAGUACACACAGACCUCACACAAUUUGUAACAUAAUCCAUACCUCAUAUCUAGAAGAAUUAUAUCAGAAUUGUUGACAUUUUUAUAUUUUUCAUUUCCACAAGAAGUUUAAUGUGUAGCACUUUUGAAUACUGAUCAUAACCCAAUUUAUCAUUAUAAGCGUUGGAAAGUAACAAAUAUAUAUCUUGUGAAAGCAUAAUUUCAUUGUUGCUUUAGUGAUUUUCAAACUUAUCAGUAUAUUUUAUUAAUAAAGUAUUAUAAGAAAUUGAAGUUGGUAUGACUACUUAUACUAUGCCUGUCAAUAUUAUAAGAAAUUGAAGUUGGUAUGACUAUUAUGCCUGUCGAAAUUGUUUCUUAUAUCUUUCAGAAUACCAUUGUUGUAAAGAUAAGAACAUCUUAUGAUACUUGGAAAUUAUUGAUUCUCCCAUGCUACAAUAAUUAUGAGUGAAAUUUCUAAUCAUCCGUCCAUUCCUGUUCAUUUAUCAUAAAAUUAUAAUGUCAACAUAUUGUAAUAAAUUUGUACUUUCAGGAUACCAUUCUGAAUAAUUUUGUAAGUGAAAGAAGAUAUGCGCCUUGAACUGAAAUAAACGUUCAAUUUAUUUGGAAAUGUAAAGAAAGUAGUCAGACUGAUGUAGGCCUAGAAUUGGAAUAUAUUUAAAUUCUAUUUACUGUAUAUGGAUGUGUAAAGAAUUGAAGUAUUUAGAGUAAAGAUAUACACCCUGAAUUGAAUAUUCUAUUCUUGAAUAGAAUUCUGUGAAAGUAUCCACAAUAAAGAAAUGUGCCUUUAAUUGAGAUGUUUAUUUUUAUUUACAUGGAAUUGCAUUCAAAAGUAUUAAAAAAUGAUAUGUUUGAUACAAAAACUCGCUUAGUAUGCUUUUCAAGGUCCAAAAAAAAAGAACUGAAAAUGGCCUAGCUACAGAUAACAAACAUGUUAUUGUUUGAAAAUAUUUGUUCAGUUAAUCAUGUUUUGAAUAUAAAUAUGCAAAUGUAUGUAGUUCAGGUGUAUUUGUUAUUCAGAUAUCUGGUUAUUUUAGCUGAAAAUGCAGGGCAGGAUGAUGAUAAAUCUUGAAGAGUUAUCAAUAAAUAUGGUAUAUUCAAAUGUG
Messenger RNA from Strongylocentrotus purpuratus (purple sea urchin), 2205 nucleotides. Its product is annotated as UPF0728 protein. Bases 128 to 406 code for a protein of 92 amino acids. The transcript has 3 exons. The record is from RefSeq and is a predicted model, not a curated record. NCBI's taxonomy places the organism in Eukaryota, Metazoa, Echinodermata, Echinoidea, Camarodonta, Strongylocentrotidae.